Molecule: messenger RNA, 789 nt
Organism: Talaromyces amestolkiae
Lineage: Eukaryota; Fungi; Ascomycota; Eurotiomycetes; Eurotiales; Trichocomaceae
Exons: 4
Coding region: 1-789 (262 amino acids)
Molecular function (GO): oxidoreductase activity
Source: RefSeq, a predicted model, not a curated record
AUGGACAUCCAAAACCUCUUCAAUGUCAAGGACAAAGUCGUCCUGGUGACAGGCGGCGCCAAAGGCAUCGGUCGAAUGAUCUCAGAAGGAUACGUGACGAACGGUGCUACGGUCUACAUUUCCUCGCGCGACGCCAAGGCAUGCGAACAAGCAGUCGGCGAGCUCAAUGCCCUGGGAAAAGGCAAAGCUCAUGCCAUCCCCGCCGACUUCUACAAGGAGGAGGACAUCAAGAAAUUGGUCGAAGAGUUCGGAAAACGUGAAAAUAAACUCCAUGUCUUGGUCAACAAUUCGGGGUCCACGUGGGGAGCGCCGUACGAUGAGUAUCCUUCAGCGGCCUGGACUCGCGUCUUGACUCUCAAUCUUCACCGGGUUUUCGAUCUGACCAAGCUCCUUACACCGUUCCUCGAAAAGGGCGCCAGCGAAGGCGAUCCGUCACGAAUAAUUAAUAUCGGCUCGGUCGACGGACUUCGGGUACCCCCAAUGGAAACAUUUGCAUACUCCGCGUCGAAGGCUGGCUUGCACCAUUUGAGCCGUGCGCUAGCCAAUAAUUUGGGGAAAAGGAACAUCACGUCCAAUACACUGGCAUGUGGCCCCUUUCGCAGCAAGAUGAUGGCUGCCACCCUGCGUGAGAGGGAAGCCGCUCUGGUCAGGGACAUUCCCUUGAGUCGAAUUGGCAAAUCGGAGGAUAUAGCAGGCGCAUGUCUUUUCUUGAGUAGCCAGGCGGGCUCAUAUGUGAGCGGUGCUACAAUUACGCUGGACGGUGGGAUGGUGGUCAGCCCAAAAUUGUAA